AUGAGGAUCCCGGCGCUCACAGCGGGUAUGCUGCUCGCCGAGCUCACGGGUACUGCUCAACCACCUGCACACCUCAACACCGGCGCCCAGACACUUUCGGACGGAAUUAUCUACCCCAAAGAUACCCACAUUGCGCACAUCGAGCCGCGCUACGUUUCGGGAUUCGUCGCUCCUUCUGGCUACACCUACAGCUGGGUCGUUGAUGGCUAUCGCUUGGCCAUCGACACCAAUGGCAACAAGAACUACCUCACGCGUACGACCAUUUCCAAGGACGCUUCGUCCACGACGCAAGCGCACGUGAAUGCCUGCACCCAGUUUUGCGAAAAGACCCCAACGUGUGCCAUGGCGUCCGUGAUCAGGUUCAAUGGCUUUUCGGAAGGAAAUGUCGUCUGCGCAGUGUAUAGCGCCACGGCGCCAAAGUCCGACGCGGUUUAUACGACGGGCCCGUUCAAUGGUCCCGGUCAGGUCUCGGCGUCGUAUACGUUCAAUAGGAAGGCCGGAAAGGUGCCCGGCACGUUUACAUCGACUGUCACUACGUCGAGCGCGCUGACGACGUCGAGCACAAGACCGGCAACCACUAGCUCGGGAUUCACCACCGUUCGAACGUCCACCUCGACGACUUCCACAUCGAGGUCAACAACGCCUGCCGCUGCCACUAGCUCGACUUCCACAACACCCGCCACUGCCACCAGCUCGUCUUCGUCCUCGGCUACUUCCCCAACAACUUCCUCUACCUCCACAAGCUCCUCUUCGAGCUCGAGCUCGAGCACGGGCACGAGCACAAGCACCAGCGCGAGUGCUUCUGCCACUGCCACAACCACCACCACCACGGCACCCGUCUACGACCAGUGGAUGUGGGUCGACGUGCCCGGCACGCAAUGUGCCGACGGGAGCGCGACCGGAUUUGCGCUCAACCUGCACGCGGGCGCGAGCGAGCUCGUCAUCUCGUACCAGCAGGGCGGGAGCUGCUACGACUACAACUCGUGCUACGUGCAAAAGACGGCGUACAACAUCGAUUCGGGCUUUUCCAACGCGACGUUCUGGGCGCAGAAUCAGCCCAACACGCUCAAGUGGUGGUUCCCCUUUGCACGCGACAACCAGUGGAACCCGUGGCAGAAGGCCAACUAUGCCUGGAUCCCGUACUGUACAGGAGACUGGCAUGCGGGCGAUAACACGGUGCUCUACCCCGGUGCCUCCUCCGCCACCAAUCACCGCGGCUGGGGCAAUGCCAAGUUGGACAUGGCCAGGAUCAAGCAGAUGGUUCCGACGCCUUCGCGGGUAUGGCUGGCGGGGUCGAGUGCCGGUGCCUUCGGUGCGAUUCUACAGUACCAGAAUGCACAGAACAUCUUCAGCGGGACUCGAGUGGAUUUGUUGGCGGAUUCGGGCGAGACGCCCAAGUCGGCCCUAGCAAGACCCUCGCAGAACAUCCAAACCCCGCAAUGCCCCACGUGCGACGACACCAGUUUCGACUCGUACAUCGUCGGACUCGCCAAAGCCAACACCGGCUCGAGAUUCGCAAGCAUGAGCUGGAGUAACGAUACCACGAUCCCCGUGAACCAGGGCGUGAGCUACGACGACUUUAGCCUCGAAGUGGCAAGGCUGUUCAAGCAGCAGAACGCCGAGACUUCGAACUCGCGCAACUUUAUGGUGCAGGGGAGCGGACACAUGCUGCUGUGGACAACGCAGUACAAUGCGGCCGAUGGAUACACCCAGGCGACGUUCCUCAACAAGUUCAAGACCGACGAUCCCGGCUGGUCGUCCCACUAG
This is a messenger RNA of Moesziomyces antarcticus, 1767 nucleotides long. Its product is annotated as lipoprotein. The record is from RefSeq and is a predicted model, not a curated record. The transcript has a single exon. NCBI's taxonomy places the organism in Eukaryota, Fungi, Basidiomycota, Ustilaginomycetes, Ustilaginales, Ustilaginaceae. The coding region runs from base 1 to 1767 and encodes 588 amino acids.